Camelina sativa (false flax) is the source of this 990-nucleotide messenger RNA. Lineage: Eukaryota; Viridiplantae; Streptophyta; Magnoliopsida; Brassicales; Brassicaceae. The record is from RefSeq and is a predicted model, not a curated record.
AAAGAUCUGUAAAUUCAGUGAACCUUCCUCUCUUUCCUGUUUCUUCUCUGAUUCCACAACAAAACAGUCUAAUCCCCUCUUUAUAUUUUCUUUUUACUACCCAUUUCUUUUUUAUAUUUCUUCCUCUGUAUCUAUCUUCCUCUCUCUCUCUCUUUUCAUUUUCUUUCUCUUACAAAAGAAACUUCAUUCUUCUUCCUCUUGCUUUCAUAAAAGCCCCAUAUAUUUUGGUUUCUAACGUUACCAUCUCAUCAUCUUCUUGUCGUUCUGUGACAGCAGAAGAAGAAGAAGAAAAAAAGCUUGUUGCUUUAUGCAUUUGAGUCCAACUCUGUUUCUUCAUACAUCGAUCUGAUUUCCCCCAGAUCAAUUCCCUUCAAAUGAUUCGUGAUAUCUCAAGUCUACAAAACGACAUCAUAAACAUUCAAGAACACUGUUCACUCAACAACAACAACAACAUGGACAUGAGAAGAGAUAACCGGAAGAACAUCAGUUUUCGUGGAUCAGCUCCUGCUCCGAUCAUGAGGAAGCAAGAACUGUUUCGGACAUUGUCGUCACAGAACAGUCCGAGGAGGUUAAUAUCAGCUAGUUACUUCAGUUUGGAAUCAAUGGUUGUGCUUGUUGGUCUCACUGCAUCUCUCUUGAUCUUACCCUUGAUUCUUCCCCCAUUGCCUCCUCCUCCGUUUAUGCUGCUUUUGGUUCCUAUUGGGAUUAUGGUUUUGCUUAUGGUUCUUGCUUUCAUGCCUUCUUCUAACUCCAAACAUGUAGUAGUAACUUCUUCUUCUUCUUCUUCUUCUUCUUCUUCUUCCACUUUUAUGUAAAACGUUUCUUUAAUUGAAGAAAUCCUUAAAAAAAAAACAGAGGAAGUUUUGUCUUGUUGUAAUUUACUUUAAGGUUUCAGGGUAAGAGAUUAAUACUAUUUCAUUUGUAAAACUUUGUUUCUUGUUGAUGCAGAAUUAUACAACUAUAUAAAUAAAGAGAAUUUAAUUGUUUCCA